Lolium perenne is the source of this 1119-nucleotide messenger RNA. NCBI's taxonomy places the organism in Eukaryota, Viridiplantae, Streptophyta, Magnoliopsida, Poales, Poaceae. The record is from RefSeq and is a predicted model, not a curated record.
UUCUUGAAGGUUGCAGUCUUCAUAGGCUUAUGUAGGAUGGUGUAUCUCUUAGAUAUUGAGUAUGACAAGGAUCACCGGGCUUUUCAUAUGAUGGAGAAGAGAACGGAUCUUCACCCUUUGAAGAUUCGUUACCAUGGCACAGUAGAUAUGGCGUAUGACGAGAGGUACACGGAGUUCAUCCAGCCUACCGGUCUUCUCCCAUUCAUAUCGCUUGUAAGCCGUGGGGGGCCGAACAUGAACGCCGCGGCACUCACCGCCCUUGUCGACCGGUGGAGGCCGGAGACGCACACCUUCCACUUGAGGGACGGCGAGAUGACCCCUACUCUUCAGGAUGUUUCCAUGAUACUUGGACUUCCUAUUCAGGGCGACCCAGUGUGUAUGAACAAAGCUUCUAAUGGGUGGCGCCAGCAGAUGGAGAACCUUAUUGGCAUGGCUCCUCCGCCGCCAGAAGAUCCAAAGGAGAGAACUCCCGCCGGCGCUUCUUUCUCUUGGAUCGGGACUAACUUUGGAGAAUGCCCGGAAGGGGCCAACGAGGACACUAUCAGGACGUACACCCGUGUGUACUUGUGGUACAUGUUGUCGAGGACUCUCUUUGCUGACAGUGGUGGGAAUAUGGCCCAUUGGUGUUGGCUCAAGGCGCUUACGGUGUUGGAGCACCGGUGGAGUUGGGAAACAACGGCACUUGCCUACCUCUACCGGCAGGUGAUGAUUUGCUUAGGACGAAGCUUGUCGCAGGACUGGAAAGGGCGGUGUUGGUGGAUGCUUGCUCCUACUUUCCGAGAUGACGAGCGAAUGUACAUGCACUACACUGAGGAGUUGGACACUCUUACCGCUGAGCAGCGGUCCGAGAUCCAAAAAAUAGCUGAGGAGUGCGAGGUUGUUUGGGAUCAGAGCCAUAGAGAUGAAAAGCCUGUCGGACCGUUGCGGCAUUUCAUUAAGAACAUUGCACGAAAGAUGCGGCGGUUAGCCAACUUGCUAGGUUGCCGCGACGGUGAAAUUGCUACAUCCUCUUCUGAAGAGGCGGAGAUUCCUGAUGACACCAUUCUGAGUCAAAGCAUUAGUCGAGGCAACAAGCAAGCCACACGGUCUGCUUACCAGUUGAAGCCAAGAGAUAAUUAG